Populus trichocarpa (black cottonwood) is the source of this 1148-nucleotide messenger RNA. Its product is annotated as tetrapyrrole-binding protein, chloroplastic. The record is from RefSeq and is a predicted model, not a curated record. Bases 1 to 966 code for a protein of 321 amino acids. The transcript has a single exon. NCBI's taxonomy places the organism in Eukaryota, Viridiplantae, Streptophyta, Magnoliopsida, Malpighiales, Salicaceae. Gene Ontology annotation, biological process: chloroplast-nucleus signaling pathway. Gene Ontology annotation, molecular function: tetrapyrrole binding. Gene Ontology annotation, cellular component: chloroplast.
AUGACAUCUUCUUUCUUCACAAAUUCCUUAUCUCCCACCAAGAAUCCGACCCACACUCAAGUCCUUCCACACUCCAUCAAAGCCAUCACAUCCCUCCUCGCUACUUUCAUCACCUUGACGAUUCCACAGCUUUCAGACCCUUUUCCUUGCCCUUUCUUUCUAUCUCGAAUGGCUACCAGCUCUUUACGGUCCCUCAACCACCAUCACUCCCUCCUCAAGUUCCAUCCCUCAGACACCACCCCUCCCUCUUCACUCUUCCUCAAGCCUACCACCUCCAUCUCCGUCAACACCGACACUUCUCUCUCCCUCUCUAUCUCCUCCCCAACAAUCACCACCGCUUACUCCGUCUCCCCCACGACCUCCACUACUCCCUCUCCCUCCACUUCCAAAACCGACUCCCUUGACCUCCUCCAGCAACAUCUCUCGAACCAAAACUUCCGCGAAGCCGAUGAAGAAACCCGCAGACUUCUCAUUGUUCUAGCUGGUGAAGCAGCACAAACGCGUGGCUAUGUCUUCUUCUCCGAGGUCCAGUUUAUCUCAGAGGAAGACCUUAAAGACAUCGACGAACUAUGGAAAAAUCACAGCAACAACAAGUUCGGAUACAGUGUUCAGAAAAGAAUAUGGCAACUGAAGGCUAACAAAGACUUCACCAAGUUCUUCAUCAAAGUUGGGUGGAUGAAGAAGCUUGACACUGAGGUUCAGCAAUACAACUAUAGGGCUUUUCCUAAUGAGUUCAUUUGGGAUCUUAAUGAUGGUACUCCUGAAGGUCACUUGCCUUUGACAAAUGCACUCAGAGGGACACAAUUGCUCAAAAACAUCCUUAACCAUCCUGCUUUUGAGGUAGAUAUUGCAGAAGGGGAGGGAGAUAAAGUUGAAGGUAAUGAAAAUGGUGGGCUAAAGGGAUUAAGGGAUAGCUCAAAGCUUCCAUUAAGCAAGAGAGUAUUGAAGACAGAUUACAGCUUUUGACUAAGAAAUUUGAAGCAAAUGAUCAGUAAACAACAGAGAUGGGAUUUGGACUUUUUUCCAUGUACAUGUAAUGAAAGUUGUUGAUUAAUUACAUCCUUUUUAUUUAAAUAUAUUUUCAUGCUUCUGUCUAUGUAGUGGGCAAAUAUUAUAUAUAUAAAUGAGAAUAUGCCCUGUUGUUUUUA